Molecule: messenger RNA, 780 nt
Organism: Pieris rapae (cabbage white)
Lineage: Eukaryota; Metazoa; Arthropoda; Insecta; Lepidoptera; Pieridae
Product: cuticle protein 8-like
Exons: 3
Coding region: 95-700 (201 amino acids)
Cellular component (GO): extracellular matrix
Source: RefSeq, a predicted model, not a curated record
GAAACAUUGAUAACUGAUAGGCUUUUUAGUUCGUAUAAAAGCUGAUAGCAAGAGCAAACCAAAUCAUUCUGUAUUUUGAACAGAAACAAUCAACAUGUUCUCUAAAAUUGUAGCUCUCUGCGCCCUGGUGACAGUGUCGUCAGCUGGUCUUCUGCCAGCCGCCGUUCACUACUCUCCAGCUGCGGCCGUCUCUUCCCAGAGCAUUGUCCGUCAUGACCAGCAACAAGCCAAACUGGCUGUUGCCGCCCCAGUCGCUUACCAGGCUGCCCCAGUCUACCAUGCCGCUCCCGCUCCCGUCUACCACACUGCCCCUGCCCCAGUUACCUACCACGCUGCCCCUGCCCCAGUUGCAUACCACGCUGCCCCAGUGCACUACGCCGCUCCCGUCGCUAAGGUCCUUGCCCACGAAGAAAUCGCUUACCCCAAAUACGAGUACUCUUACUCCGUGGCUGACCCUCACACCGGUGAUGACAAGCAGCAACAGGAGGUCCGCGACGGUGAUGUCGUAAAGGGCUCCUACUCUUUCCACGAAGCCGAUGGCUCCAUCAGAACCGUUGAGUACUCCGCUGAUGACCACAGUGGUUUCAACGCGGUCGUCCACAACACCGCCCCUACCGCAGCCCCAACCCUAGUCAAGGCCGCACCUGUCCUCCUCAAAGCUCCCGUCUACGCUGCACCCGCUCACCAAUACUACCACUAAAUUAUUAGUAACCAAGCACCCACCAAAACAGUUGUGAUGAUUAGUUAUUUAUUUAGUAGCAAAUAAAUUUAUCUUAAAUA